AUGCUCAAGAAUACAUUGGCUCUAUCAGGCGUUGAAUUUGAUGAUGAAGAUCCAGUGUUAGAUAGUGAGAACCCUAAAAUUCUCUUGUUGGGAUCAAAUGAUUGUGGAAAGACAACGCUCAUGAAUAGAAUACUUGGAAAUGCAAAACAAAUUGCAAUGCAAUACAUUCAUAACGAUAUUUUAAACAAUAUUCGAAAGGUCUGCGAAAAGUGUGUCAAUACUCAAUCCAUUUCGUCUCGUUUACAUCAGCAAUACCUUUCGUAUUGCAAAACACUGAUUGAAUCAGCUCCCAAGAAAGACUUGGAACAGUCACCAACCAAUUCGAAAACAAUGAAUUCAUUUCCAUCAAAAUCUUCACCAGCUUUGCUUGUUCCAAAAACGGCAGAAAUGAUCAUUGAUUUAUGGACGAAUUGUUUAGUUUUCAAAGAAACUUUUGACAAGUAUAGGGAUGAAUUGAAUGUGAGUGAUUCGUGUGAAUAUUUCUUCAAUUCUUCAACGUUGGAUCGAUUGUGUAAGGCUUCGAAUAUUCCCAAUUUUGAAGAUUCUCUUCGUAUUCGAAUGGAAACUAAAGGAGUCGAUACAAGAAAAGUGUACUAUAGUGAAACAGAAGGAUUUCCAAAACUCCAACAACUAGCUAUGGAUGAGAAAUUCCUCAAACAAUAUCCUAACUGUAUUUCUGUAUUAGAUUUUGGUGGAAAUUGCCGAAAGAAAUGGAAAGGUUACUUCCACAACAUUACAUUAUGUGUAUAUUUAGUCAAUUUAAGUUCGUUUAAUAAGAAAUCAAAAGAAAAUCCAGAAAAGAAUGAACUUGUUGAUAGUUUAGAACUGUUUGAAGAAAUGGUCAACCAUGAAAGUUUCAACAAUAUUCCAAUUCUUCUCCUAUUUAAUAAGGUCGAGAGAUUUUCAAGUCUAAUUGAGAGUGGAAAUGAUUUAUGUAAAAUAUUUCCAGAAUAUGAGAAUAGAGGGCAAUCUGCUAAAGAACGAAUUGAAUCUUCCCUUUCUUUUCUAAAAUUGAAAUUUGAAUCAAAAGCUUGGUCAAGGAAAGAUUAUUUACAUUGUCGAUUUGUUUCAUUGCUGAAUAAUCAGGAUUCCAAUCAAGUGCUCAUGGAAAUGCUAACACUAAGUAAAUUACUGAAGGAAGAUUUUGUUUCAGAUAAUAUUGACAAGAAGAAGAAUUGUCUCAUCAUGUAA
Molecule: messenger RNA, 1191 nt
Organism: Naegleria gruberi
Lineage: Eukaryota; Heterolobosea; Eutetramitea; Acrasida; Naegleriidae
Exons: 2
Coding region: 1-1191 (396 amino acids)
Biological process (GO): adenylate cyclase-modulating G protein-coupled receptor signaling pathway
Cellular component (GO): heterotrimeric G-protein complex
Molecular function (GO): G protein-coupled receptor binding; GTPase activity; G-protein beta/gamma-subunit complex binding
Source: RefSeq, a predicted model, not a curated record